Messenger RNA from Notolabrus celidotus (New Zealand spotty), 6207 nucleotides. It is a transcript of the gene trim37, whose product is annotated as tripartite motif containing 37. NCBI's taxonomy places the organism in Eukaryota, Metazoa, Chordata, Actinopteri, Labriformes, Labridae. Gene Ontology annotation, cellular component: aggresome; peroxisome. The coding region runs from base 392 to 3214 and encodes 940 amino acids. Gene Ontology annotation, biological process: protein autoubiquitination; negative regulation of centriole replication. The record is from RefSeq and is a predicted model, not a curated record. The transcript is spliced from 26 exons. Gene Ontology annotation, molecular function: ubiquitin protein ligase activity; tumor necrosis factor receptor binding; zinc ion binding.
UUGGUUAUCGCUAGGGGACAGACAGCCUGAGAGCUACCGCUACAUCUUUAAUUUAGGGCAGAAAUAAGCUCUUUUUCACCCUUUGUGGGGCAAAGUGUAACCUCUGGCCCCUCACAGCUUGUUAACGUAGGUCAUUUAACAGCAGCGCAACCUCCCGGAGGACACGUCUGCCUCGAACUGAGAUAAAUAAUGUAGUUUUAUCUGUUUGGAGCCGUUUGUUGGUCAGGUGUGACAGACGAGGCUGGGAAGCCCAACACAGUCUCAGCAGACGGCUGUCCACCAUGAGCUGUGCUCGAGGAAGUUCCUUGGCACUGUUUCUAAAUCUGUUCAAAGCCACUGGCUACAACUUCUUGGAUUUCUCCCUGAGAUCAAGAGCAUCAAACUGGCUGACAUGGACGAACAAAGCGUUGAGAGUAUCGCGGAGGUGUUUCGCUGCUUCAUAUGCAUGGAGAAACUGAGGGACGCUCGUCUCUGCCCACACUGCUCCAAACUCUGCUGCUUCAGCUGCAUAAGACGAUGGUUGACAGAGCAGAGAGCCCAGUGUCCACACUGUCGGGCUCCGCUCCAGCUGCGAGAGCUGGUCAACUGUCGCUGGGCAGAGGAGGUCACCCAGCAGCUGGACACCCUGCAGCUCUGCAGCCUCACCAAGCACGAGGACAACGACAAGGACAAAUGUGAGAACCAUCACGAGAAGCUGAGUGUUUUCUGUUGGACCUGUAAGAAAUGCAUCUGUCACCAGUGUGCCCUGUGGGGAGGAAUGCACGGUGGCCACACCUUCAAGCCUCUGGUGGAGAUCUACGAGCAGCACGUCACCAAAGUGAAGGAGGAGGUUGCAAAGCUCCGCCGCCGCCUCAUGGAGCUUAUCAGCCUGGUGCAGGAAGUGGAGAGGAACGUGGAGGCUGUCAGAGGAGCGAAGGAUGAGCGGGUCAGAGAGAUCCGAAACGCUGUGGAGAUGAUGAUCGCUCGUCUGGACAACCAGCUGAAGAACAAACUCAUCACGCUCAUGGGCCAGAAGACGUCCUUGACCCAGGAGACGGAGCUGCUGGAGUCUCUCCUGCAGGAGGUGGAGCAUCAGCUUCACUCCUGCAGUAAGAGUGAACUGAUCUCCAAGAGUCCAGAGAUCCUGCUCAUGUUCCAGCAAGUCCACAGAAAACCCAUGCAGUCCUUCGUCACCACCCCGGUCCCUCCAGACUUCACCAGUGAGCUGGUUCCAGCCUACGACUCCAGCACUUUUGUUUUGGUCAACUUCAGCACUCUGAGGCAACGGGCCGACCCGGUCUACAGCCCUCCUCUACAGAUAUCUGGACUCUGUUGGAGGCUCAAAGUCUACCCAGAUGGUAAUGGAGUGGUCCGUGGAAACUACCUGUCUGUCUUUUUGGAACUGUCUGCUGGACUCCCUGAAACAUCAAAAUAUGAGUACCGUGUAGAGAUGGUCCAUCAGGCCUCCAGCGACCCCACAAAGAACAUCAUUCGGGAGUUUGCCUCUGACUUUGAGGUGGGCGAAUGCUGGGGAUACAACCGUUUCUUCAGACUGGACCUCCUGGCCAGCGAGGGAUACCUGAACAUGCAGACUGACACGCUGGUCCUCCGCUACCAGGUCCGCUCCCCAACCUUCUUCCAGAAAUGCAGAGAUCAGUACUGGUACAUCAGCCAGCUGGAGUCAGCCCAGAGCGGCUACAUCCAGCAGAUCAACAACCUGAAAGAGAGGUUGGCGAUAGAGCUCUUCCGCCGACAGACGUCACGCAGCUCCUCGCCGCCUGACAUGAGACUCGCUGCGAGCACCACAACAUCUGAAAGAGACCCUCGCUCUGUAAAGAGCGACGACGACAUUCAGACCACUCUGAGCAACGCUAAAAAAGUAGAAGAAGAAGAGAGGACUCAGCACGAUGACUCUAAUGAGCUUUCUGAUGGUGACCUGGAGGUAGACUGUCUAACAGAGGAGGAGGUGAACCCACUCGACGGCAGCAGCACCUCAGGGAGCUCCACGGCCACCAGCAACACAGAGGAGAACGACAUAGACGAGGAGACCAUGUCUGGAGAGAAUGAUGUCGACUUCAUUGGAAACCUGGAAACGGAAGAAGGAGAACUUCCUGAUGACUUGGCUGGAGCCACAGGUGGAUCCAGCCCCAGCAUGCGCGCCUUACAUCGCAGCACUGCGGCCAGUCGCAGCAGCGGGGCUGCUGGUGGUGCUGUGGGUCAGGGCAGUAACAGCCUCCUAGAAAUAGACCCGGUCAUCCUGAUCCAGCUGCUGGAUCUGAAGGAGCGCAGCAGCGUGGAGUCUCUGUGGGGCCUUCAGCCUCGGCCUCCUGUAUCCCUGCUGCACAGCCAAGCUCAUCCACACUCCAGGAAAGACAGAGAGCGGCGACCUCAGGUCGUACGACGAUCAGCUCCAGACUCGGGGGUCUUGAUCCGCCUCAAAGCCCAGAUGGCUGAAGUCCGCAGUAAAAUGUCUGAUGUCAAAAGUCAAGUGCUGGAGGCUCGAGAUCCCCGGCCCGGCCCAUCAGGAGGCUUCAGCGUGGAGGAGGUUCCCUCUCACCACACUGACUCAGAGUUGUCAGCCUGUCGUAAACCCGGGGAACUGGACCUGCUGGGGAGAGGAGCUGCUGCUCGGUCCAGGCCCUGCCGCCCUGCCAGGAAAUCUCUGUCCCCAGUUCUGGACAGCAGCGUCUCCGUGGUGGUGAAGAGGCGGAGUCCUGAGGAGAUGGAGAAGGACUUGGCCACAGAGCCCAGCCUGCAUCUUAAAGACGGGCUUGGAGCUGCUGAAGGACUGCUGAAGGCUGACGGCAACCAGAGCUCCCUUAUGUCUCUGAGCGGCUCCUUGGCAGAGCAUGCCUCCACCUCCAAGCAGCAGUACUCGGUGGAGCAGCAGCUUUAUGGGGCCCAGGGGUCCAGGGACGACAUCUUCUCUUUGGGAGUACCGAGCUACGUGACUUCCAGCAAAAACUGUGGCAGUCGGCCCCUCGGGGCGGUCACGUUGGAUGAUGAACCUGAGAGCUCAGGAAACUGUCAUCAGUCCAUGCUGGAGGGACUUUCUGCACAACCGCAGUCCAAUGAAGAUCUGUCACCGGCGGUCCUCGUGGCAGCAACCAGCAGCGACAGCGACACUGAGGACGAGGCCCUGCAGAGCAACAACUCUCGCUAUGACAACCAGACGCCCCCCUGCACAGGUGAGCAGCUUCUGUCUGAUGACCUGAGCCUGCCCGCUGACAGGUGAUUCCCCCUGAAGCUGUCCAACGUCUGGAGACGACACACGCGCUAGCUGCACACGUCUGUAGAGUAGAACCUGCUUGUUAUGCAUGAAGUCAAAAUGAAGAUGAUGCAACAGCUCACCUGCCUGACCAGAAUCAGAAGCUGUUCUCUUGUUUUCCUGAAUAUUUAGAGAAUUCAACUCUGACAGAAACAACAAUGAUGAUGAUAGCCUGUUAGUGAGGUGGGUUUAGUUCAGUGACAGAAUAACUUCUAACACUAUCACGAAUGAAACUGCCCCUUUGAGAGGACAUGUCAACCUUUCCUCGACCACUGCCGGCUGUGUCUCUUUCAAUAUUCAGGGCAUCCAGACUUUCAUUCUGAAGACCUUAGCCGUUACUUACCUGGAGCGCAGGGCGUUUAGUCACUUUAAGUAUCCUUCAGCACAAAUCUGUUACCUUCAGGUGUAUGAAUACUGUUACACAUCUGACAUGUCAACAACAUAUUAACAGGAGUCUGAGUUAAAUGAUGUGUAGGAGCUCAGUCUUUUAUAACGGCUUGUUGUGGAUGUUUGAUUCAGACUGUCUGGGCUGUUGUCUCCACUCCUCCUCUGCUUCCUUCACUCCUGUCUCCACCUCUCACAGACGCCGCUCUAAAAGUCUUAAUUCAUUCCUUAAACGUUCUGUUCCAGCGACACUGCAGCCCGUUGACUGCUCUAAGUCAGACCUUUUUAUUCCUUAAGGUGAGCCUGUAGCGCUCCAUUAGCUUUCCUGGUAACUUAUGUAAAUGUCUCCUCUCUUAAUAACAGCGGCAGCAGCAACCGCAGCGUCUGUCUUUAUGUGACAUUUGAAAAGGGUAAACGAUCACUGAAUCACAUGGAUUAUAAAAUAGCUGCUGCACUGAUGUAUGUGGGCUGAAACUUUGAAGCAUGCUGCAGAUCAGAUGCUCCGUAAUAUCUGAGCAGGUGUUUCUGCUUCCACGUCUGCUUGGACAUCACCGACUGCAGCCACAGGUUUCAACAUGCUUGAUGGAUUCCUCCCACGCAGAGCUGCCUCAAGAACUCAGGCUUCACUACUCAAUCAAAGAAAAUGAAGCAGAGAGGUAGAUCAGUCUAUCAUCUGUAGAGUCAAUAUGAAGCUUCAGCCUGCAGCUUAGCUUAGCUUAGGGACUGUAAACAGGGGGUGAGGGAGUCUCGCUCCAGCAGCUGUGUUGUCAUGAAAAUAGAUCCUCUCUUUCAGACUGGAAGUCAACACUGAGUCAAACAGUGCUGCUCUCUCACUGAGGGAGGGGGGGCUUGGAGUUGCACCUCUGGCUUCAGUCUGUGACGCUCGAGCAGCAACAAAAAACAGACAAUAAGACCCUGCAGCCCUUUAUCACUGCUGAUGAUUGGACUUAUCUCAGCAGUACAAACACAACGCGUCUCUUCACAGUACCAAGAGCUCUGUUGUAUUGAAGUGUACGAGUUAACAGAGUAACAGAGUGUGACAGUGAUUCAGCUCGCACAAGCAGGGCCUUGAAACUGAAGCAGCUGCAUGCUGUGCUGUUAAAGCAGCAGAGCUCUCUGUUCAAUAGUUGUUCUCCCAGAUUACAAAAAUGAUCCAAAAUCCUCUUUUCUGCUUCGGUACCUGUCCAUUCAGACGCUGUUUCAUUCGUUUGGGUUUCCUCCCUCCAUAUGAAUACAACAGUUUAAUGUUGGGCUCAGUCUUUUAUUCUUGUGUGAUCGAUUAAUUUAUCUUUUUCAUACCAUUUUGUCUUAUUAACCAUCAAUAAUCUGCUAACUGUCAUUUUAAUUCUGACUGGAAGAAGUGAGGAAAAGAGAAAACAUUCAUAUACAAAAAUUGGACUUCUGUUCUGUGCCAAAUGUGCUACUAUUGUUAGUGGACACCUUUCUGAAAUCACUAUCUGAUAACUUAGAACAAUAAGAAGAAUAUAAUGUAAGAAAUGUAACAGCCGGAUGUCUUGAAGAAGAAACCGUCUGACUGUAGAAACAGUGUGGACAGAUUUACCCGUCGUCUCCUCCUUCAGUAUAAAGUAUUAAAAACUGUCGACAUUGUUUUCUGCAGAUUACUCAGAGCAGCAGCAAAGUCGUCUCUGGAAAGAAAUGUUACUGAUACAUUUUUCAAAUGUCAUUUUUUGUUCUGUGCUGUGAGCGCGACAGAUGGCACCACAGACAGGCAUCUCCAAACCUGGACUAAUACAGCAGAUAUCUGCAGCAUUGUGGACCAGUGGAGUGAAGAGAGGAAGUGUUUUCUGUAAUUUGGGUGAACAACUUGUGGUGCGUUCAAGGUCCUCUUUAAUUCUCAGUAAGCUUCACAGCGAAGGUUUAAAAAUCCCUGCGUUAUAUAACAUGUUCUCUGUGUUUGCUCCGCUGCGUCUCCUUCAUGGAAGCAUUAUUCAUCACCUGAAUACACUCAAACACGUGUGGGGCUGCUGAUAAACGGUGCACACUGUUGGGAGGACGCAGCAUCGUGCUGUGUUUAAUAGAACAGACCCUCUCUGCACUUUGAUAGACUGUUGAUGGACUGAAAUGUUCCCAUGAGCCAUAUCUUGUUUUUAAAGUCACUGAGACUCUGAAUGAGAGAAACAACAUUAUCGGACUCUUCAACAGUCUUUAGUUUACGUUGUAAAUAUGUUACAGUCAUGGUGCUCGCUGUAAAUGUGCCUCUUAACGUGCAUGGCUUUACUGGCUGAAUCAAGGAGGAAGGACGUCUCGUUUGCACCAAGACACCCGGACAAACUGAAAGAACCCCCUGAAGGAAGGUUAGGAGUGUAUUACCUACAAACACAGUCACCUGAUCAUGUGACCCCCGUCUUUCCCCCUGUUAAUGAUGCGUUCAAAUGUUAAUGCACACGACUGAAACGCCAGGCCUUCACUGUUAAUUAAUCUUCUCUUUGUUCUGUGUGCUUGUUCUGUCCAAAGCUGCUUUUAUUUUGAAUGUUCCCAGAAUGCACUGUGCGUCAUUCGAUGUGUACAAUUCCUUAUUGUGUAUUAAAUAAAAUGUUUUAAGAUCACAAAAUCUC